Molecule: messenger RNA, 780 nt
Organism: Sporisorium graminicola
Lineage: Eukaryota; Fungi; Basidiomycota; Ustilaginomycetes; Ustilaginales; Ustilaginaceae
Exons: 3
Coding region: 1-780 (259 amino acids)
Biological process (GO): vesicle fusion; endoplasmic reticulum to Golgi vesicle-mediated transport
Cellular component (GO): SNARE complex; Golgi membrane; cis-Golgi network
Molecular function (GO): SNAP receptor activity
Source: RefSeq, a predicted model, not a curated record
AUGGCGGAAGCAUCGUCCUCGUCCUCGUGGGACGCCCUACGGCGCAAAACGCGCAAUCUCGAAUCCACCAUCGAUGCACGCUUGACUUCCUACUCGCAGCUGGCGUCCAAGAUCGCACGCACCGCCGAUGGGUCCAGCACGAGCGCAGGAGUCUACGCCGACCACACAACGCUCGACAUGGACGGCGGCAAUCCCCCCGCUUCCGGAUCAAGAGGGACAAAGGAAGAGGUGAAUGAGCAUGUCGAGUUGGAGAACGAGUUGGAUGCAUUGAUCAACGAGCUUUCGGAUGCGGUGGAUGCAUUGACGGCCAAGCUGGACGAUCCGGCGGUGCCGCCGACUUCGGCGCAGCUGCAUGCGGUGCAGAGGCAUCGUGAGGUACUGUUUGACUUCACGCGCGAUUUCAGGCGGUCCAGGACAAACGUCAGGCAUGCAAUUGAUAGACGGGAUCUCUUGGGUAACGUUCAGGGCGACAUCAACGCGUACAAAGCAGCCCACGCAUCCGACGCAGAUGCUCUCCUCGCCGAACGUGGACGCAUCGACAAUUCGCACUCCAUGAUGGACCGCACUUUAGAACAAGCCUACGCAACGCGCUCCGAAUUCGCAGACCAGCGCUCCACCCUCGAAGGCAUCUCCACCCGCAUGUCCAGCACCGCCGCUCAAGUGCCCGGCCUCAACAGCGUCAUCACCCUCAUCGGCAGGAGGCGCAGACGAGAUUCCAUUAUCAUGGGCUGCCUUAUUGGCUUUUUAACCGUCCUCCUUUUGAUGUUUACCUUUCGUUGA